Aethalodelphis obliquidens (Pacific white-sided dolphin) is the source of this 3697-nucleotide messenger RNA. It is a transcript of the gene EXD3, whose product is annotated as exonuclease 3'-5' domain containing 3. Gene Ontology annotation, molecular function: 3'-5' exonuclease activity; nucleic acid binding. Gene Ontology annotation, biological process: nucleobase-containing compound metabolic process. Lineage: Eukaryota; Metazoa; Chordata; Mammalia; Artiodactyla; Delphinidae. The coding region runs from base 835 to 3621 and encodes 928 amino acids. The transcript has 22 exons. The record is from RefSeq and is a predicted model, not a curated record.
ACUCGGGAGCUGGGACAGGGCUUGUCCUGGGUUCCUGUGAGCAGCCGGCACCACGCUGUGCAGUCCAAGCUCAGACGUGUGUGAUAACCAAGGGGCCAGCAGCUGGAGAUGCGGUGGUUCGAGCCCUGAGGACGAGGGUGCAGAUGAGCCAGAGUGUCCUGGGGGCCAAGGGAGCAGCAGAGGGACCCAGGGGGCGGCCGCAUGAGAGCAGCUGGAGCCCAGCAGAGCACGUGGAGUUUUCAGGGAACGGACAGGACAGGGAAUCUGGAGACGAAGGGGAGGCCAGAGGGCAGGAGGGAAGGAGAGAGGAGGUCAGCCAGGGUCUCAGAGCCAGGGGUCCGGAGGAUCGUCGACAUGGACGCUGAGCCCACCACGCCAAGGGCAGGGGUAGCACGGGAGGGCGACACGGGGCCAGACGUAAACCCCUGGGGCCCAAACCUGGUGCGUGAGUUCCACCCCAGGGCUGCAGCUACCGCUCAGGGCCACUUGCGUCUUAUUCUUUACUUAGUUUUGAUUUUUUUUUCUUUUAUAAUUCUAGACAUAUUUAUAUUCUAUUUUCAUCCCCAAACCGAUACCUUACUGUUCUUUACUCUUAGAGCUUUGAUCACCCUGCUUGCGGUCACCAUCAUGGUGAAUUGUUCCUUGUGUGUCCUGUUGUUUUUCAUUGUGAGCUCACCUUAGUGCAGCUUUUUCCCUCUGGUGGCUGAGGGCCAGGUCCCCAGGGCCGUCCCCAGGACCAACCUCCUGAGCACACAUGGAAAUAAAUCCAAAUCCAAAGGCCAGAGCUGGGUCCUUCUAGACCUUUCCUUUUCCCAAGCAAGGGGUGUGGUGCUGAUGGAGACCCCGCCCCCUCCUCGGGCAAUGCUGGACGGUGGCCCCCAGGCUCUGUGGGAACCGCAGCCCCCUGCUGGUGCCCUUCAGACCCCUGAGAGGUGUGUGUGGCCUUGCCUAUCCAUCCUGGAGGGUGACAGCUGUCCUCAGGGUCUGUUUGAGGCCAUCUCAGGUCCACCCUGGGCCGGACCCCAGCAGGUCCUCGGUCAAGGGAGCCGCAGUGACCUGAACCACUGGAGCGGGCAGGGCGUGGCGGGCUGGCCGUGCACAGGGCCCUGCUGGUCACGCAGAGGACGCCCGGCUGCUCUAGAGACGGUGCUCCGGGAGGAAGCCCAGAGGGGAUUCGCCGCCCUGGAGGACCCGCUCGCCGCCCUCCUGGACAUGCUGGACAGCAGCCGGGGCUGGCGGGGGAAGGGCCCCUCCCUGGAGGCCUGGGUCACCCGUGAGCUGAAGCGCUGCUUGCAGGCACAGCUGUGCCCGGGGCUGGCCCGGGGCAGCCCAGGGCUGAAGCAGCUGCAGGCCCGUGCGGUCAAGCUCCUCGCCGAGAGCCCCCCCGGCCUCAUAGAGCCACUGGUCAGCAUCUUCCAGCUGCAGGACGCAGACCGGAGCCCCCUGCUGGCUCAAGUCCACCGGCUGCACCAGGAGGGCAAGUUCAAAGAAGCCAUCGUGCUGGGCGCAAAGCUGCGGCUGCAGGCAGAUCUUGAUGUUGAGAAGAUGUGCCUCCCCCUGCUCCUCCAGGACAAGGCAGACCUCGUGGAACGCUACGUGGAUGGCUUUCCCGACCUCCAGCGGAGGCUGCUGGCCCUCAUGGACUCCUGGUGCCAGCCCGGCUUUGACAUCAGAGUCGUCGCCAGAAGGUACCCGCAGACGACCUUGAGGCUGGAGAGGCUGAGCCCCAGAGCGCUGGGUCGGCAGGUCCUGCGGCUGCUGGAGCAGCAUGGCCUGGACCCUGACCUGUGUCCCAACGUCAUCACCCAGCAGCGCCUGGCCGCCCUGCGGUAUCUGUGCUACAAGAGGCUGGUAGAGAGAAGCGUAUCUCGGGAGAGCUGGGCCGAGCAUGUGCAGGGCCUGGUCGGGCAGGACCAGUGGCUACAGGAGCAGCUGCUGCAGCUGCUGACAUCUCACGACAACACGGCCCUGGUCGCCCAGUGUGCCCUGGACCUCUUGCUGCCCGAGGAGCGACUCCCGGCCUCGGUGGCCGCAGAGCUCCGCCAACUCAGGAUCCAGGAGAGGACGGCUGAGGCCCCUCUGGAGGACGGGAAGGACGAUUACUACCAGCUGCCCAUCCCCAGGGAGCACCUCCACUUCCUGGCCUCGUGGGAGGACCUGGCCAGGCACCAGGAGGAGCUCCUGCAGCCCGGCCAGGUGGUCGGCAUGGACCUGGAGUGGAGGCCCUCGUUCGGAGCCGGGGGCCGGCCCCGGGCGUCGCUCAUGCAGGUGGCCGUGGAGGGCCGCGUGUUCCUGCUGGACCUGCCCCGGCUCUCAAGUCCAGCAGGAGGGCAGGCGCCCCAGGCCUUCUUCCGGCUGGUGUCCCGGCUGCUCGCGGACCCCUCCAUCACCAAGCUGGGUUAUGGGUUGGCGGGGGACCUGCGGAGCUUGGGUGCCUCCUGCCCGGCCCUGGCCCAGGCCGAGAAGCAGCUGCGGGGCAGCGUGGACCUGCUGCAGGUGCACAGGCAGAUGCGGGCAGCAGACAGGCCAGCCCCAGGUGUGGAUGGGGCCGCAGGGCCGCGGGGCCUCAGCCUCCUGGUGCAGCAGGUGCUGGGCAAGCCCCUGGACAAAGUGCAGCAGCUUUCCAACUGGGACCGGCGGCCGCUGUGCGAGGGGCAGCUGGUCUACGCAGCCGCUGAUGCCUACUGCCUGCUGGAGGUGUACUGGGCUCUGUGCAGAGAGCCUGCGCGCUUCCACCUGUCGGGGGACCUGGCCAGGAGCCUGAGGCGCGGUGAGAGAGCAGGGCCUGGGGAGCUGCCGCCCCUUCAGAAGGCCUCGACCUCACCCCAGCAGGUGCCCGCGGGUGAGGACGCGGCCCCCGAGGUCCCGGCCAGGGCCUUCCGCGUGGUGUGUGACAGCAUGCUGCAGGGGCUGGCGCGGAGACUCCGCUGUCUGGGCAUCGACGUGCUGGUGCUGGCCACGGGCGAGGACCACCGCAGGGCCGCCGAGGUUGCCAGGCAGGAGGGGAGGGUCAUCCUGACCUCAGGGCUGCCGUACCACAAGCUCCGGGCCCAGGUUGGGGCUGGGCGCUGCCUCUCGGUGGACUGCUCCCUCAAGGCCCGGCAGCAAGCCACAGCCGUGAUCAGGCAUUUCAACGUGCGUGUCACCCACUCGGACAUCUUCAGCCGCUGCCAGGCUUGCAACUGUCACCAGUACCUGAAGGUCUCCAAGGAUGUAAUGAAGCAGCUUGUGUGGCUCAGCGGCCACCCAGAAGGCCCUAGCGGUACAGGUGACGAGGCCGCCCAAAUCGAGGAUGAACGGGAGACAGGCUCAGCCCCAGAGGAGGCCCCUGGGGGCUGCACCUACGAGCCCUCUUGCCGCUGGCUGGAGGAGGAGGACCUGCAGAGCCGCGUGCCGGCCACACUGGGCGACGGCACCCGACUGCAGCUGUCGGGGGUCCCGGCAGGCGUGCUGCGGAGGCCGGGGCUGCGGCAUUUCUACUGCUGCACGGGCUGCGGCAAAGUCUUCUGGGAGGGCUCCCACCUGGGCCGAGUCGCCGAGAACUUCCGAGAGGUUCUGGAAGGUGUCCCCGGCUCCCGCGAGCCGAGCAGAGCCCCCAGCCCAGCCAGCAGCCCCUCCUGAGGACUGGGCCCACGGCCCUGUGGCCUGCCUCACCCCUGGGGGCCCAGGCAGCCGGCAAUAAAGUGGAAAAGCUGCA